Messenger RNA from Arabis nemorensis, 564 nucleotides. The record is from the annotation of a GenBank genome assembly. Lineage: Eukaryota; Viridiplantae; Streptophyta; Magnoliopsida; Brassicales; Brassicaceae.
AUGGAAGAGGAAAACCAAAAGCCGCAUCGAGUUUCACGUAAAGACCAGAGUGGGUCCCAUGUAACCGAUGAUAAAGCGUCGCCGGGAGGUAAAUGCGCCGGGAAAAGGUGCCGGUCGUCGUGGGCGGCGGCGGCGAUCGCCGACUGUGUGGCGCUCUGCUGUUGCCCUUGUGCCGUCGUGAACCUCCUCACGCUUGCCUUGGUUAAGGUUCCGUGGAUGAUAGGUCGGAAAUGUAUCGGCCGUGGUGGUCGGAACAAGAAGCGGAGGAAAAAAAUCAACCGCGAUGAUAGGUUUCAUCACCACCAUCACCGGAGGUCGUCGGAGACGGUGAAGAGUGGUGGAUGUUGCGGCGGAGGAGAUGGAGAGAUUGAUGAUUUCCGGUUUGUGGUGGAGAGAGACGGGAGCUUGACGAAGGAAGAGGAAGAGGAGGAAACGGCGUCGUUUAAAGGAGAAGAUGAGACGAGAAUCAGUGCGAGAGUUGAAGCUGAGAGAGUUUGGUUGGAAUUGUAUCAGAUUGGUCACCUUGGCUUUGGUAGAGUCUCUUUCACUGGAAUUCAUCACUGA